GGGACAUCGUGCGGAUCGAACGUCUGGCGCUGCGUUCACGCGACUCGUACGCUGCAGGGAACCAGUUACCAGUUACCAGUGAGUCCAGUGACUACCGUGAACAGUGACCAGUGAUUCAGACAGUGAACGAAUAACAGCCCGAGAAUUGUUGCAUUUACGGAAUCGCAUGGAUAUUGAAAAAGUUUUAUGAAGAAGAUGCGAAGGCCCGUCUCCUGACAGAGUCCAGACCCAGAUCCCCAGUCCAGUUGCGAGUCCUUGGGAGGGGCUCCGAUCUGAUUUGCAGGAUUGAGCAGGCCGAGCGAUAACCAUAACUGGAAUAGCGGCCAAAGCAAUUUGAAUUUGUGCAUGCAGCGCAGGGAGCGAGAAAGAGAGCGCUGCCGUGUACACACUCUAUCUCUGUCUGUUUCCGGUCGCCUGCAACUGUGUGAGUGCGUGUCCGUGUUCGAGCUGUGUGUGUGCGUGUGUAUUUCGUGUAAAUAAAUGCAAUGCAAAAGGGGAAACAGAAAUAGCAACAUCAGAAGAAACAGGAAUAACAAGCGAAAUGUCAAAAAGUGCAGUUAAGCGUGGAAAUUGCAUUAAAAAUUGAGCAAAAAAUUGCGAAAAACAAAAAAGUGGCGAAAAGACAAAAAACGGAACAAACAAAGACGCAAAGCGAAACGCUGGAGUUAACGAGCGCUAAAAGGCAAAAAAAAAAGCUGAAAAAAGAAAAUCAAGCAGACAGACAGAAACAGAAAAAAGAAUAAAGUUUUGAUUGAAAUUUUCAUUGUGCUUUCAUCCUUUCUGGAUUGUGUAAAUUUCUGAUUAAGUCACACGACACCCUCAACAAAACGCGUGGCGCGAAAAGUAAAAUAAUAUACCCUCCCUUCCUAAAAAAGGAUUUCACACAACUCCAUUCGAUCUAUCGAAACUUGGCAGCAAAUAUCAAAUAUCGAAGAACUUUUUCCGUAAUCGAGCAACAAAGCAAUUGGCAGUUCGUGUUUCAUUAUUUUUGUCAUGACAGUUCGGGCCUACGUUUUGCUAUAUUUUUUAUUGUUUAUGCACAGCAAGAUCGCCGUCUGUGGUUGCCCUGGCCAUAAACAACCCAACUGACUGAUACACAAAAUUGAGCCGUGAACACUGAAAUUCGAGUGCGAGUACGAGUGAGUCGGGCAGGAAAAGUCAAAGUCAGCAGGCAGCAGGCAGCAGUUGGAACUGGUAGUCUCACAACCCACCUAACGUCCACACAAAACACCCCGAGAACUCGGGUCGUUGACAAAGUAACGCAUUUAGUGAUAAGAGCCAAACGACUUUGGCGAAAUGAGCAGCCAGAACACCAGGAGCACCAGGAUCCAAGGGGGCCCCAGGAGCAGGAGGAGCACAAGGACGAGCAGCAGCAGCAGCACGGAGAUGGGCCAACUAUUGCUCCUUAUCGGCAUGGGAGUCGCAUCAUGUUUGCCGGGAAUCGAGGGCUUCCAGCGAUUCUCGGAGCAGCCCAAGUACACGGAGGUGAAUCCCGCCGAGGACACGCUGCUCACAUGCAAAGUUAUCGACAAGCGCGGCACGUGCUCCUGGCAAAAGGAUAACAAGCCCGUUGGCAUCUAUACAAAGAAAUACGAAUGGGCCUCACGUAUCCCGAGUAGCGACAAUGGGAACGUCCUGCAUCUGGACCUCCACCCGCCGGCGGUGCAGCUUGGCGGCGACUGCUCCCUGUGGAUCCGCUCCGCCACGCUGGACUUCGACGACGGACUGUGGGAGUGCCAAGUGACGGCCAGUGACUUCACCACCCAGGAUGCCCUCACCAGCCAGCCGGUGCGACUUGUCGUACGUGUGGCGCCGCAGCGGCCGAGGCUCGAGUACGAGGCGGUACACGUGCCGCCAGGACACAACAUCACCGCAGACGCCGGCGCCCUGGCGACGGUCAAGUGCGUCUCGCACUACGGCAAUCCGCCGGCCACUCUCAAAUGGUUUUUGGGCGACCAGGAGAUAUCGCCCAUCCACCCGCAAAUGAAUGCCACCGAGCCGGAUAAUCCACGCACCUGGUCGGCCACCUCGGUGGUGCAGGUGUCUGCGAUGCGGGAGCGCCACGGAGAUAUCCUGCGGUGCGCCGCCUUCCACGAGUCCUACACGGCCAAAUCGGUGGCGGUGGAGGCCCGCCUGGACGUGAAAUACGCGCCGAGCAUCCGUCUAAUUGGCUCGCCGGAAAUCGACUUGGAGGAGGACAAGGAUGCGCUGGUCCUGCGCUGCGUGGCCGAUGCCAAUCCGCCGGCCAGCAUCGUCUGGCGGCGGGCCGGUCGCUCCGAGAUAGCCAGCUUGCAGGAAACUCUGCAAUUGCGUCCCGUCGGACGGCGCGAUGCCGGAUUGUACACCUGCCAGGCGCAGAACUCGGUGGGCACCUCCGAGCAACUCUCGGUGCAGUUGGAUGUGAAAUAUCCUCCCAAAAUUAUUUCAGCUGGCCCGGAUCGUCUCACCACCGCCCCGCUUUUUAGUCCUGCCGCCUUCGAGUGCCUGGCUGAUGGUAAUCCCCUGCCAUCCUUCAAAUGGGUACAGAGAAUGGCCCACGGAUCCAAGUACGUGGAGCGGGGCUCGGAGUCCAGAUUGGUCAUCGACAACGUCACCUACGAGUACCAGGGCGAGUACGAGUGCCGGGCGACCAGCUACAUCAAUGGCCAGGAGCGGGUGGCCAUAUCCGAUCCGGUGUCGCUCCAAGUUGUGGGUGCCCCCCAGGUGCUGCGCCUCCAUCCAUCCCUGCACACCGUCUCCGUGAAGCGAGGAGAGUCGGCCACCCUGACGAUGGUCGUCUGUGCGGAUCCGCGGCCACAGCGCGUCGCCUGGGAAUGGGGAUCUCUGCGUCUGGAGGCCGGCUCGGGCAUCGAUCGCUUCCGGGCCGACGACAUGCAGCCGGACACUCGGGAGGACUGCUACCUGUCCACGUUGCACAUCCUCCACGCGGACGAGCACGACUCGAGGCCCUACUACCUGGUGGUGGAGAACGAGCGGGGCACCGAUCGUCAUGCCAUACACCUGAUUGUGGAGGGUACGUUUGCAGAACCCUACGAGAUGAGCUACCUGAUGGGCGUGGCCGGGGGCUGCAUGGCCGCCAUCCUACUGCUGGUUUGCCUCUGUAUCUAUGCGAUCAAGAGCAAGAGAUGCUGCUUCAAGGGUUCCACGGGCUAUAAAUCAUCGGAUAAAGACAGCGAGAAAGCUGAUUUGAAAUCACGCUCGGAUAGCACGAGUGGCCCUCAAGGUGAUUCGAUUUACACCACGCCUGCGGGCUUCCAUCAUCACCAGCAGCAGCAGCAGCAGCAACAACAGCAGCAGCAGCAACAGCAGCAGCAGCAACACGCCGCAGCAGCAGCAGCAGCGGCCCUACACGCCGCAUCAACCCAACAUGCGCAGCAACAGUACCCGGGACACGGAUCGCCGGAGGCAAUGAAGUCGAGUUCCCAGGCCAGAAGCAGCGGUCACGACGAACUGGGCAACCUGCUCUGGCAGCACGACUCAUGCGAGUUCCUCGAGCAAUAUCCCCCCGAUUCCAGCUGCCCAGUGCCGCCCCUGCGCCACUGCCACGCCCCCGGCCAUGGGCAUGCCACCAAGUCGCUGACCAGACGCAAUGCGGAUCUCUUUAGCGGGGAUCUUGGGAUACCCGAGAUCAGCACGCAUGUGGGCAGUGUGGUGCACACGUUCGAGACCCUGGCACUGCAACGUCGCCUGGCGGAGGAGGAGGAUCGGCAUCCGGAGAGGGAGCUGAGUAAGUAUGAAACGACGACGACCACCGGCGGCACCACCCAGAGCAAGUACAGCCAGCUGAAGCGCCGCUCGCAGGAGAUGCGCCAGCGGCUGGUGCAGCAAUUGCACCGCCAGCGCUUGCAGCAGCAGCAACACCUGCAGCAGCAACAUCACAGCCAGCAACAUCAGCAAAAUGCACGCUCACGCACACAGUCGCAGCCACAAAAGCAGCAAUCCUUGCACGAGGGGGUCUUGACCAACAGUUGCAGCACCCAAACCCUGGCCUCCGGCUUCUGGCAGCCGGCACAGCGAGUGGAUCGCUCCCGGGAGCAGCUGCAGCAGUCCACCUUCGAGGACUAUCGCAAGAAUCUGUUCGGCACUUUGGGCAGACAUGCCAGCCUGGAGGACAACGAGGAGCUGCAGGACGAAUCCUUCAUAGUUAAUGCCGCUUUCGAUGAGAUAUUCUCCUGCUACGAUGACGAGAACGAGGAUGAGAAGGGAACGCAGACCCAAACGCAGACCAAUACCGAUGAUCUCUUCGAGGACGAGCACAUGCUGGUGAGCCUGAGCGAAUUGGAUGACGAGGUCUUCGCCAGCAGGGCGCAAACGGCCUCGACCACGCCCACCGCCAGUGCGGGCGUGGGGGCGGGGCGAACCCCCAAGCAUAGUACACCCCAAUUGAAUCUCAACAAGUAUCCCGCCCCCUCGCCACCCCGCUCCCGCACACUCACCAAUCUCUUCGAGCGUCUCAAGUCGCAGGACAACAAGACGCUGCAGAAAUAUGCUGGCGAUGCGGCGCUCAACAGGACGGAAGACUUCAACAGGGGCUCCACCGUCAGCAAGUCCUUUGUGCAGCAGCUGAGAAAGCCCUCCCACAAGCAGAAACGGGCGCCCAGACCUCCACCCAAGCCGCAGUCCCGCUCCCAGGUGGCCAUCGCCCAUGUCACGCCGCUCCGCAAGGCCCUAAUCUUCCCCAAGCGAUCCAAGUCCUCCAGCGAACUCCUGCUCGAUGAUCUGAGCGUGCAGGCGCGUAAGUAUCAGCGAAGGAUUGAGCAGGGAUCAGCGCUAUAAGAAGGACCCGUGGGCACCCCGUUAUGCACCUGUUUCUCACCUGUUGACCUGUUGUUUGCUCCCCCCGCACCUAGUAUUAAAUCGAUUUCUUUCGUAUUUCCCUUUACCCAGAGGCGACGCUUUUGUAGACUAAGUGUGACCCCCCAAAACCAAAAAACGACCCGACCCCCUUACCUUCGACUCUGAUCAUGAUCCCCAUAACGAACCCGAGUCUGAUGUAGAUGUGGAACGAGUGCAGCUUAUCCCGCCGCCAUAAUGGAAGACAAAGAUACGACUACGAUCCGAAGCAAAACCCAAAGAGAAUUGAGCCAUACGAGGAAUAGCACCCGAAGAACUUAACUAAUUUCGUAAUUUACCCGUAAUUAAAUUAAGCAAGUACAUUACUCGAAAAUGCAUGAAAAUCAAAUCAAACGAUGACUAACCGUAUUUAUAUAUAAAACCAUAUAUAAAUAUACGUAUACAUUAUUGUACAAAUAGGAUCGAAGAUGCCCCGAGAGCGGGUUAGAUAUGGAAAUGAAAAAAUCAAAACGACAAAUUGUGCUCCCAACCUAGUUAUAAACGAGUACAAGUUUGUCUCUUCAAUUAUAAUUUAACUUCAUCAAAGAAUAUACCAUACAAUCCCGAUAUACAUCUAUACAAUAUUCGGAUAUAUAUAGCAUAUAACUGCGUCACUUGUUGUAACUUUUAGGAUAAUUGCAAAUCAAAGCAAAUGUAAACCAAUUACAAGAAGAAUUACUAACUCUUACCUGCAUGCAAUAAAAAAUUAUAAAAAACAAACUA
This is a messenger RNA of Drosophila suzukii, 5556 nucleotides long. The record is from RefSeq and is a predicted model, not a curated record. Lineage: Eukaryota; Metazoa; Arthropoda; Insecta; Diptera; Drosophilidae.